This is a messenger RNA of Capsicum annuum, 1195 nucleotides long. RefSeq names its product 11S globulin seed storage protein Ana o 2.0101. The record is from RefSeq and is a predicted model, not a curated record. Gene Ontology annotation, molecular function: nutrient reservoir activity. NCBI's taxonomy places the organism in Eukaryota, Viridiplantae, Streptophyta, Magnoliopsida, Solanales, Solanaceae.
GUCGAGGAUUUUAUGGCUUAAUGAACUCGGGUUGCCCCGAGACAUUCCAAUCAUCUCAAAAAAUUCAACGAUUUCAAGAUCGACAUCAAAGGAUUGAACAAUUUAGACAAGGUGAUAUAAUGGCAUUUCCAGCAGGUACUGCACAUUGGGUGUAUAAUGAAGGAAAUGAAGAACUUGUUCUUGUUUUUCUUGAAGAUUCAUCUAACAAUGCCAAUCAAUUGGAUCAAGUCGCGUGGAGGAUAUUUAUCGCUGGAAAACCACACCGAGCACUACAACAUCAAGGUAGACAAUACGGUGGCCGCAGCUAUGGCAAUGUUUUCAGUGGCUUCGAUAAAGAAAUUCUAUCAGAAGCAUUUGGUGUUUGCAGGGAAACGGCAAGGAAGCUACAAGGACAAGAUGACAUGAGAGGUCACAUUAUUAGUGUUCAAGAAGGGCUUAAAGUAAUUCAACCACCUUUCUCGCAAGAACAAGAACAACAACAACACGGACAAUAUGAUCCUAUGAAUGGAAUAGAAGAGACAAUUUGUUCGGCUAAGGUUAGACAGAACAUCGAUGAUCCCUCUCGUGCUGACAUUUACAACCCACACGCAGGGCGUUUUACCACUAUCAAUAGUUUCACUCUACCUAUUCUCCGCUUCCUCAAACUCAGUGCUUCUCGGGGAGUUCUCUACAGAAAUUCGAUGAUGGCACCUCAUUGGUAUUCGAAUGCGCACAGCAUAGUGUACAUAACAAGGGGAGAAUCAAGAAUGCAAGUAGUAGAUCAUCGAGGACAAGCAGUGUUAGAUGACCGUGUCAGAGAAGGACAAUUUAUCGUUGUGCCACAAAACUACGCGAUAGUAACUCAAUCUGGAAAUGGAGGUUGUGAAUGGAUAACAUUCAACACCAAUGACAAUGCCAUGAUCAACACGUUAAGUGGCCGUACCUCGGCUAUUCGAGGGCUGCCUGUCGAUGUCAUUGCCAAUGCUUAUCAGAUAUCGAGAGAUGAAGCGCGGAGGCUUAAGUUUAAUAGAGAGGAAACUCUCAUUUUCCCAGUUUCUACUAGAUCUCUUCGUCCUUACGAGGGAGUUGUGUCUGCUUGAUGAGGUACUGGUUUUACUAGUUUAUGUAAGAAUCGCGGCGCACUUUAUGUACUGAGAAAGAGGGGAAAAUGAAGAACAAAUUUUCGAAUAAAAGAAUGUUGUUCGAGUUCUUGUGA